Molecule: messenger RNA, 1534 nt
Organism: Dioscorea cayenensis subsp. rotundata (Guinea yam)
Lineage: Eukaryota; Viridiplantae; Streptophyta; Magnoliopsida; Dioscoreales; Dioscoreaceae
Product: nucleolin
Exons: 5
Coding region: 1-930 (309 amino acids)
Molecular function (GO): protein binding
Source: RefSeq, a predicted model, not a curated record
AUGACGUCACGGGACCAGGGUUUGGGGUUGUAUGCCUCCGAUCGCACAGUCUCCCGCUGUCACCUCUCCCUCCGAAACCUCGGUGAUGACGGAUCUAGGGUUUCAUUCCGUGUAAUUGGUAGGAACCCUGUCUGGGUUUGUGCCAGAGAUGAUGGGGAUAAAGCCCUAUUUCGAAAUUCGGAGACGGGGGAGCUGAGAGCCGGGGAUUGCUUCUCUUUAUCUCUCAAAAAUCCGAAGUUUAUCUUUGUUAGGACGAGGGAAGGAGGGGAGGAGGUAGAGGAACGGAAGAGGGUUUUGGAUGCGGUGAAGAGGAGGGAGAGGAGGACGAGAGAGAGGAAGGAGAGGGGGAGGGUUGAAGUCUCUGCAGUCAUUGAUGAGUUAGAAUCGGAGCUUGGGUUGUUGGAUGUCUCGCUCAUCGAUGCUGUCAAAGAGUUCGGGUUCUUGGUGAAGGGGCGUGAAUUUGAUGGUUAUCCGAGACAAAAGAUUCGACCUUUCAAAGAUUGGAACUUUUUUCUCGAGGAAAAAAGGGUUGGUAGUGACGAUGAUGAUGAUGAGGCGGAGGAGGAGGGAGAGGGAGCAGUUGGUGAAGGAGUUUCGAAAGGGGAGAAGGAUGGGAGGACAAAGAAGAGGAAAGGCAAGAAGAAAGAAAAUGAAGAUGAUAAUUGGACUGGGGAGAGUGAGGAUGAGAAGGAAACGGUGGCCAAAUUGAGGAGUGGAAAGCGACAGAGGUAUUCUACUAGGUCGAAAGACCGAAAGAUAUCACAAGGAAAUGAGUUAGAUACUAGGCCAAAGUCUAAUAAAGUUCAUAUAGCUGAGAAGGAUGAUGAUGAAGAUGAGACUUUGGGAGGUUUCAUUGCAGAUGAUGAAGAAGAAGUAGUUGUCACAGAGGAUGAGGAGGAAGAAGAGUUUGAUGACAAUGAAGAUGAUUGACAAAGUUGGAAAUUCAUCACUCUAUCUAAAAUUUGAAGUUUGCUUCAAGAUUAUCUCGAAUAUCCCAUCUUUUCACAAAUGGCAAGCGUUCAAUUAUCUGAGAAGGCUGAAUAGUUAUUUGCUGUUCAAUCAACGCAUUUAUCUGGAUGUAAACACAAGGCAAUGUAAUUUGGAUAUCUUGGUUGGCAAUCCUUUUCUGACAACCAACAAAGAUGGAAUUUGAGACAAGCAUUCAACUUUAUCACUCUUUUCUGAAAUAGGCAAGAUGAGGUAAAAGCAGUCUUGGUGAUUUUGUAUGCAGCACUACACCAGAAAUUUUAAGGAAGCUGUUGCUGCUGCAGAAGACACCUUACUAGUGUGUGUGUGGUCAACCAGACAAUACAAGCUCAGAGAAACAAAUCUAGGUACCUUAAUUAUUCUUCUCAAGAAAACUUUCUUAAAUUGAUUGUCUAUGUUGUUGCCAAUCCAAUGACCUUCUUUGACCACUGUUGUCCUUAAAGAAAUAAGGUGUGGCCACUGGGUGUGAGAAUGGGCAGUGAAUGAGACAACUUCAUGAAAACAUUAAUUGAGCCAUGAUAUCUACUUUGGAUUGUUAUUUGUCACA